CGAAUCUGAAAAAUGUGGCCUCUCCUUGGUUCAAUAGUCCAAUUUAUUUAUAAGAUAAGCUUUGGUGUAUAGUUGCAUUUUGUCGGCGUCUUUUGCUGUUUAAUUUGCUCCAAUAAACAAUUUUACAAAUUGAAAAAUGGAAAAACCUACCAAACCAUCAAUGGACGGGAGCGAUAGCAGCGAGGAGGAGUACUUCGUUGUUGAAAAGAUCAUCGAUCGCAGGAUAAAGAAUGGCAAAGUGGAGUACUUCGUGAAGUGGAAGGACUACAGCGAGGAGGAGAACACAUGGGAGUCGGACUACAACCUGGAGUGUCCCGUUUUGAUCGAGAAGUUCGAAAAAAACAGGAGGGCUAACCCUUACAAGGAAAAGACAGAUAGUAGCGGCAAAGAUUAUGAUGAGAAACGGUCCAGUAACGGCUCUAACGAUUCACACAAAGAAGAUGAAAAACAGGCUCAAAGAGACGACUCCGAAAAAAAAGUUGGCUGACGUUGAAGCUCAGAUAUAGUUUACUACAAAUUUAUAAUUACCUAGUGUUAAUAAUUUUGUGUUUAUUUUACCAUUUGCUAUAGUUAACUAUUGAAAUGUUAUUUUUAAUACAUAGUUCUAGUAACUAAGAGCAAAUCAAAUAUGUAAGUUUUGUUCACUUAUUGCACUCGACACCAUUUAUUAUUAUCUAUGUCUCUCUCCAUUACUGAAAAGCGUAAUAGAUUUAUGAUCAAUUAUUAUCAAUUGAACUAGUUCAUAAGGCUCAAAGUGUGGUACAACCCAUUUUCAUGUAAUUUACCAUUUGUGCUUCUGAUUAGAAGGCUGUGCAAACUUUUACAGCAUUUUUUGUUGCUGCUAGCUGCUAGUGUUUAGGGAAUAUAUUCUCUGAAAAAAAUAGGCAUCUUUAAGGCCCCGGAAAGUCGGUAACCCACAGGAGAAUCUGUGUUAUUUUUCUGUGAGUAACCGAUUGAGAAGUGCUUUAAUCAACCAGCAACCACUGGGCUUCGAUUAUAAACUGGCCGUGCAGCAAACUUCCAGCUGGUCUUAACGUCUCUCGAAUUUGUAUUAUUUUUUUAUUUUAUUCUAUGAAAUAAUUAUAACAAUUUUUUUUUCAAAUAAAUUUUUUUUGUAUAUAAAUAUAUCAUGUACCUAUUUUAUAUCAACGGUUUUCAUGAGUUGGUUUCCAAUUUGCAGAAUCAGGGUGAGCUAUUAUGCGCACAGUAGUCCAUGCAUAUCCCCAUAAUAAUGGAAACCGAAACAAAAAGUUCAUAAGAAACUCGUAGAUAGAUAUGAGUCCAUACUACAUCCUAAAAUUUUUUUCCAAUGGACAGGGUAGCCCAAUAAAUAGCGGUGAUCCUAAAUUAGUUUUUUUUUUAAAUGAUUCUCCCUGUAUAUUUUCACAUUUUCGAAUUUAUAAUGUAAUUUCAAGUUACUUUUUGGGCUUUUUGAGUAUUUUUUUUUUCAUUUGAUGAAGCAACUGUUAAUUUAUAUGUAUUUAUUUUUUUUAGUCUCUUUAACCCUUUGUUAGUGUGAUGGGGU
Ceutorhynchus assimilis (cabbage seed weevil) is the source of this 1525-nucleotide messenger RNA. Lineage: Eukaryota; Metazoa; Arthropoda; Insecta; Coleoptera; Curculionidae. The record is from the annotation of a GenBank genome assembly.